UGUUACUCCAUCUCUCCUUUUCUUCCUCCUGCAGCCAUCUGCACUGCAUCUGAUUUUUCAGAAGACUAAACUGGGAAAAGACGUUCUGGCUCACAAUUGAGGAUGAAGUCUCACGUGGCUUUUCAUGUCACCUGUGUGACCCUGCUUUGGCUGUGCUGCAGUGUUCACGCCACUCCAUUGUUCUACAACAUAUCCAUGGAGGGCAGUGGUGAUGAAGCUGAGCUGGAGCUUCUUAUCCCAGUAUCUUUCUCCACUCGAGCACCUGUUCAUAUUACUGCUGUUACUGAACCUCCCACCCCAACCAACACUAUCACCAACACCAUCACCACCACCAUGAUCCGCCUGAAGGACUACGUUCUGACCCGAGUGGUGGACUUCCUACAAGAAAAUCUGCUCAUCAUCAUCGUAGUGACCUCUCUUCUCAUCGUUAUGGUGUUCAUCAUCUGCUGUGCCUCUGCUAUGAGUCACAAGCGAAAGCUGGAGGCUUACAAGCCUCCUCCUCAUCAACCCAGGAAGCAUAUGGCCAAUAAAACUGGAGGACGCAAGAAUUCGAAUGACCUUCAGGAGAGGCCAUAUGCCGUGGACCAUGUCAAGAGGGUCCAGAUUCAGAGCGUGGCCUCCUCCCCCAAGCACCUGCGCGUGCCCUCCAAGGCUCUGGUGGGAGAAAGGGGUCGAGACGUCAAGUCGUCACCCCGACAGGAAGUCAGGAAGGUCAGAGAUGUAGAAGAAGUGGAAAAGCGGAGAGAGGAACCUAAAUUUAAAGAGCAGGUGAAGCACAGGGAGGAGGUGCAGCAGAGCUUCACCCCCAGCACCAACUCCAGUCAGCCAGUCUGCACCUGCCAUCUGAAGAAAGCCCACCACUAGUGCAUGAUCUGAGCAAAAAGGCUAAAUAUCACACACACAGAAAUGUUUAAGUUAAGUCAUUCCUGCUAUUUAAGAACAUCCAUUGUUAAAAUAAUGUAAUCUAAACACACACACAAAAGAUACAGCAGACGAUAGAAAGCAAACUUCAGCUGUGUUUUAAGUCUACAAUCAGAUUAGUUGGCCAAGAAAAUUUAUUUUUUUCUCACAAGAAACUUAUAACAUGAAGAUAAAGAGUAGAGAGGAUCACUAUCUAAACAAGAAGUGUGAGGGUUGCUGUAUACAUUGUAAACAAAUACAAAGGAAACUUUAUGGAUAUACAUGGAUGGGGGGGGGUU
This is a messenger RNA of Melanotaenia boesemani (Boeseman's rainbowfish), 1199 nucleotides long. It is a transcript of the gene tmem119a, whose product is annotated as transmembrane protein 119a. The transcript is spliced from 2 exons. NCBI's taxonomy places the organism in Eukaryota, Metazoa, Chordata, Actinopteri, Atheriniformes, Melanotaeniidae. Gene Ontology annotation, biological process: positive regulation of osteoblast differentiation; positive regulation of osteoblast proliferation; ossification. Gene Ontology annotation, cellular component: plasma membrane. Bases 103 to 864 code for a protein of 253 amino acids. The record is from RefSeq and is a predicted model, not a curated record.